AUGGCAAGUGGUGCAGCAUCAUCUGGAGGAACUGCACCCUCGAAACAAAAGUCAAAGGCAUAUCUAUCAAGUGUCGCUAUCCAGAGUGAUGCCAUAAAAUACCGACAAAAGUACAAGGAGCUUAAGCGCAAAGUACAUGAGAUUGAACAGGAAAAUGAUAAGCUGCAGGCCUUGACAUUGCGUAUUAAAGGGAACAUUCAGCGACUGAGAUUAGAGCGCGCGAUUCUGUACGAACGACUCGAAGCUGAUGUGCGAAAUGUCCCAGUUGCAUCUUCACCUACGGGCGCACAAAACCAAGUUAGUUCUUCACCGUCCUCCAGCAACCAGGUCAAUGCGAGUAAGGAACAGGACGCUGAAAGCACGCACAAAGAAGUAGAUGAUAUGGGCGUCUCUGUUGAUAUUGAAGACACGCUUUGA
Molecule: messenger RNA, 417 nt
Organism: Malassezia globosa CBS 7966
Lineage: Eukaryota; Fungi; Basidiomycota; Malasseziomycetes; Malasseziales; Malasseziaceae
Exons: 3
Coding region: 1-417 (138 amino acids)
Source: RefSeq, a predicted model, not a curated record